AGUUUCGAAAUGAUGUCUUUAGUGAAGAAAUAUACGGUUCCAUCUUCACAUCACAUCCCUGUUCUCCAAAGCAAGCAAGCCUAUGCUUUUCAAAAGGUUAUCCAAACUUCUCCAACCUAGAAGAACAAUUUGGGGCCAAAUUCGUUGACCCAGUAGCUGAUUUAAUUACCAAGAGGAGAAGAAGAAGUUGCGCAUUCCGCAAUCGUUUCGAGAUUCUGGAGGUCGAAGUAUCUAAUUGUUGAUUAUUAGAAGAACAGGAAAACUAAGAAGGAGAAGACAAAAUGAUUUGGGUCUCUUAGUGGUUAGUUCAAUGCUUCAACCUGAGAAAAAUUGUUCAACAGAAGAGGAUUAGUUGCUGGUUUUAAUAAAUGUUUUUUUUUUUUGUGGGGGGGCUGUUAUCAUAUUUUUACUAAUCUAAGUAACUAAAUAAAUAAAUCAAUUUUACACCUUUGGUUCAUUUUAAGUUCAAAUCAGAUACUUACCUUGACGAUUAUUUCUGAUUACAAUGAAGGGUGUCUUAUGCUAUUGUAAAGGUUGCAUCUGUAUUGUAAGAACUUACCUCGUUUAAAGUUCGUUGGGUAAAUAAGCUUAUGUUAGUGUGAAUGAGUGCAUCUGUAUUGUAAAAGGGUUGCCUCAAACCGUAGAGUGUGCAAAGUUUAUUUAUUUAUUUGCAAAUUCUGCCGACACCAUGUGAAUCCAAAACGUCAAACUAGGAAGUAGAGGACAAUUGAGUUUUAUAUUUUGAUAAAGACUUCAAGAGAUCCAACCAAGCCAACUCACACCACUAACAGAGCUGAGUCGAGUGAGUAUGGGGAUCAACACAUUCGUCGCCGGAAAUCUGAUCUUAUUUUCGGUCCUUAUCGUUUCAACAGCGUUGGCCAGCACCAAUCACACCGUCGGCGGCAACGCAGGUUGGUUCUUCAACGCCACCACCAAUUCCUCCGCCACUAAUUACACUUCUUGGGCUGCCAAACAAACCUUCUCUCUCGGCGACUUACUCAUUUUCAAUACCAACUCAAAGCAGAUUGUAAUCGAGACUUACAACAAAACAAUAUACCAGAGCUGCACUUACAAAAACUCCACCAAUGACGAUGACAAUACGAUCCAGUACGAUGGCGGAGGUGGUAAAUUGGGGGAGGCGUUGACUAUCGAAGUACCAUUGACCAUCCAGGGUUCAACGUACUACUUCUCCAACACCGGCGACAAAGUCCAAUGUCAACGCGGUAUGGCCUUUCAGAUCCAGGUCGGCAAUGGCGAUGGCUUUCUGCCAGACCUCAACUACGCUCCACCUCCGCCGCCCGGAAAUGGUGUCUUCAGGAUCAGCAGUGGGGGGCUCUAUUUUCUUCUUCUUCCUCUAUUAUUAAUUAAUAUUUUGAGGUUUGAAUUAUAAUUUUAUUUUGAAAUUUUGCAUUUUUUUUAAUGUAAACGCGUAAUGAAGUAAUGGACAUCACGAUUUUUUUUUCCUAA
This is a messenger RNA of Cannabis sativa, 1467 nucleotides long. Its product is annotated as early nodulin-like protein 18. The record is from RefSeq and is a predicted model, not a curated record. The transcript has 4 exons. NCBI's taxonomy places the organism in Eukaryota, Viridiplantae, Streptophyta, Magnoliopsida, Rosales, Cannabaceae. Gene Ontology annotation, cellular component: plasma membrane. Bases 809 to 1390 code for a protein of 193 amino acids. Gene Ontology annotation, molecular function: electron transfer activity.